Papilio xuthus (Asian swallowtail) is the source of this 1249-nucleotide messenger RNA. Its product is annotated as zinc finger protein 99. Lineage: Eukaryota; Metazoa; Arthropoda; Insecta; Lepidoptera; Papilionidae. The transcript has 2 exons. The record is from RefSeq and is a predicted model, not a curated record. Bases 41 to 1114 code for a protein of 357 amino acids.
UUUUGUUACAGGAUGCUAUAAUUAUUAUAAUAUUAAAACUAUGCAAGAAUCAAUAAUUAAAGAUGAAUUCGAGGAAAAUAAUGAAAAUAGAGAAGAGGAGAAUAACAUCGUUUCUUGUGAAGAACAGCCCGAACAACCAGAAAAGAUAAGUGCCCGUAGCUACGCGACUUUGUUAAGAAAAGAUACUAUUAAUAUAAUCGCCAAUUCUACCGUCUGUGUGUUUCAAUGGAACAAAAGUUGGUACACAUGUUAUUUUUGUAAAGAAAGUUUUAUCAAUAUAGACGAAUUGAGAAGACAUAACGACAUUCACACGUUAAAAGAAUUGGACGAUAGAAUCAUAUCUCAGCAAAAUAGAAUGGUUAAAAUUGAAAUAUCGCAACUAUUCUGUAAAAUAUGCAAGAAAGAAUCGACCAGUAUACAAGAAUUACGUAAUCAUUUAAAAAAACACGAAAUACAUUUUAAUUUAAAUGAAGAUUUAUUAAUACCUUUUAAAAUUAAUCAAAAUCUUCAUUGUCAAUUAUGUAAUGAGACAUUCGACUCAUUUUGGCUUCUUAAUAUUCAUAUGAAUAAACAUUAUAAAAAUCAUGUAUGUCCCGUAUGCGGUACAACAUUUUCAAACUCUGUACUUCUAACCCUUCAUAAAAUUAGAUCGCAUCGUAUAUGGCGUUGUAUACAAUGCGAUGUUACCUUUAAUACGAAAGCUGAAAAAAAAACUCACGAUAUAUCUAUACAUAAGCAACAGAUAAAAAAGAAAUUACGAUUCCCUUGUAAAUAUUGUCAAGAGCGUUUCUCACAAGAAAAUAAUCGCACGCAACAUUUAGUUGAUGCGCACGGUUUGCCCAAACCUGAACAUAAAUGUCAACUUUGUUUUAAAGUAUUCAUUACGCGUAGUUUACGAAAUAAUCACAUCAAAAAUGUACAUCAAAAAGAGAAGAAUAAAGAAUGUGACGUCUGUCAUCGACUAUUCUAUGCCAAAUCUGACGUUACGAGGCACAAAGUGACACAUACUAAAGAAAAAAAAGUCGCCUGUGAAUCGUGCGACACGCUAUUUGCGACUAAAGAUUCUUUGCGCAAACAUAUAAAGAGAAUACAUACAAAUGUACCAAUAAAAUAAUAUAAAAUUACUUUCAGAUUUCAUUUAUAUGUCUAAUUGUAAUCAGCCUCUUUACACAAAGUUCAUUUGCUCCAAAGCGAUUCCAUAUGGAAUUUCAAAAAUGUAUAGCGAGGUUGAUUAUGGCCUAAUCACCCA